This is a messenger RNA of Nezara viridula (southern green stink bug), 4488 nucleotides long. The record is from the annotation of a GenBank genome assembly. NCBI's taxonomy places the organism in Eukaryota, Metazoa, Arthropoda, Insecta, Hemiptera, Pentatomidae.
GAACACUUGGCAGUUAUCCUAGCCAGAAAGUACAUCUUGCUUCUUGCCAUGUGGCUUCCUCAGGUCUAUACCUUCCUCUUCUGUCUCCACACAGCUUUCUCUGUGGUGAAUAAGAAGGGAACUGGUCCGAAUAUUGAAAUAAAAGACACUCAACUACACUCUGCUAUAAGAAACUGUAAACUUGACGAGGUUACCAGGCUUCUUGACAAAUUUACUGAUGCUAACAUUAAAGGAAAAGGAGGUCUUACACCUUUACAUAUCGCUGCUGAAAAAGGCAAUGAAGCUAUCGUAAAUUUGCUGAUAUCUAGAAAUGCAAGUAUUGAAGUAAGAGACGAUACCAACGACACUCCGUUACACAAGGCAGCACUCAGUGGAAAUCUUAAUGUGUUCAAAAGUCUUCUUAAUCACUCCUCGGAUGUUAACAUUAAAGGAUAUAACGGCCAUACACCUUUGCACAUGGCUGCCGAAAAGGGCUCUGAAAUUAUCGUGAAUUAUCUAUUGUCCAAAAAUGCGAAUGUAAACGCAAGGGAUUAUUUCGAUGAAACUCCAAUGCACAAAGCAUUGGAUUAUAAGAAUUUUAAUAUAUUCAAAAUUCUUCUCGACUCUGCUCCUGAUGUUAAUAUUAAAGGUUUUGCCGGUAACACACUUUUACAUAUUUCAGCUAUGAGAGGUUAUACAUCAUUAGUGAAUUUGUUAUUGGAAAAACAUGCAAAUGUAAAUUUAAGAAACAAAGAUAGUGACCCUCCAAUCCAUUGUGCAUUACGAAGAAAAAAAUUCGAUAUCGCUGAGAUACUUAUCGAUCACGCUACUGAUGUUAAUAUUAUAGGAAAUAGGAAUAAAACUAUUCUUCAUCUAGCUGUUGAGGAGAAGAACGAAACAAUUGUUAAUUUACUUCUGUCCAAAAAUGCCAGUCUGGAUAUAAAGGAUUUAUCAGGUAUCACCCCCUUGUAUUUGGCAAUAAUUCAGAAACGUAUGAAUAUCAUCGAUGCUCUUCUUAAUCAUGGAGCUAACAUCAAUAUCCAAAGUAUUGAGGGACUCACACCUUUGAUGUACGUUGCUUUGAAUAAUGAUACGGAAAUGGUACAGUUACUUCUUAAAAGAAAUGCUUCCUUAGAAAUAAGAAACAAUAACGGUAAUGCUGUAAUACACUAUGCAGCAUUAAGCGGAAACAUUAAAAUACUUGAAAUACUUCUUGACCACAAAGCAGAUGUGAAUAGUAAGGGGGAGAACGGCAAAGCGCCUCUGAAUUUCGCAGUUCGGAUGAGCCCCAUGAAUAUUAAUUCACGUGGGUUUCCAUUCAGAGUCAUUGAUUAUCACAAUAUAUAUAGCCCUCGCAAUCAUACUGACAUGGAAAAUACAAUAGUCGCUGCAGUGAAGACUCUCGUGAAAUACGGGGCCGAACUAAAUUCGAAAAAUCUCCUCGAUCAAACUGUGCUGCAUGAAGCUGCAGCUUUAGGUUAUCCUCAAGUCGUUUCCUACCUCCUUUCUAAGAAUGCAAGUUUCAGUAUCGAAGAUUAUGUUUGCUUCACCCCAAUCCAAUGGGCAGCUAAUAAUGGAAACGUAGAGGUUAUAAAGGCAUUGUUAGCACAAAAGGAUGAUGUAAAUAGAAAAGGAUGUAAUGGUGUUACAGCUCUGCAUCUCGCAAUCAGAAGAAAUGAGACUAGUUUUAUUAAAUUUCUUCUUUCUAAUAAUGCUGAUCCAAACGUGAUGAGCGAAGACGGACGGACGCCUUUAGAUUUAGCUUUUAAUCCUUUAUCAAAACAAAUUAUGAAAUUACUCCUUAGACAUGGAGCGAAACUGGAAGAUUAUAGUUUCUUAGGAUCAAAAGUUCUUUUCGACGCAGUUUCAAAUAAAUCAAUUGAAAUUGUUAAGCUUCUGUUGGAUAAGAAUAAAAAUCUAAACUUCUAUCCGACAGUUAUUCUUAACCAUGCCAUUGGAACGCGAUUUUCAGAAGGAGUCGAUCUGCUCAUCUCUCACGGAGCAGACAUUGUGAAGAAAGACGAUCAUUGCAAUCGUCCUCUAACUUCAGCAGUUUUAUCGAAUAGUACUGAGUUCGUCAAAUUACUUUUAGAAAAAGGCUUGAUUAAACUAAGUAAGACUAAUUUUCAAACUUUUUUAGAUGCAGAUUGUGACGUAAAGCUUCGUACACCCCAUAACGCGUUAGAGAUCCCAAAAGCAGCAGCACUGCACGUUGCUUCCUACCUCGAUCUCAAGGAUGUUGUAAAGCUGUUGAUAUCAUACGGCGCUUCAUUAGAUGUUAGAGAUAAACAGCAGAAGACACCACUUCAUUACGCCUGUGCGAAUGAUCAUGUCAAAAUUGUGGAAUUGCUUUUGAAUGCUAGUUCCAAUAAAAGUCCUGCUGAUGUCAACGGUAUUACUCCCCUUCACAUAGCCUGCAGACAAGGUCUCAUUCCAAUAGCUGAAUUGUUACUUUCCGAUCCACCAGCUGCUGUAAAUAAAGCAGAUAACAGCCGAUACACACCACUUCAUUUUGCAACUACGAACGGAUCUCUAGAAAUAGUCAAAUUGUUACUGAAUCGUGAUGCUGAUAAAGAAGCUAAGACUGUUGACCUCAAAACCCCACUACAUUUUGCAUCAAUCGAGGGCCAUAGGGAAAUAGUGGAUAUCUUACUGAAGAAGGGUGCAGAAAAAGAUGCAUAUGAUGUUGAUGGUAUGACACCAUUACACUUUGCGAUUAGAGGAAGAUAUCCGAAGGUGGUUGACUUGUUACUUCAGUCUGGAGCUGCCACCUACAGCGUAAACAUAAACGGCAGCACACCGCUUCACCUCGCUUGCGAAUGGAGCCCCAAAUUCACUGCAUACGAACAAUUGGAAAUUGUUGACAAGCUUGUACAUUUUGGCGCUAAUAUCGAAGCAAUGGAUAAGAACCAAAUGACCCCAUUACAUAUUGCGUCGAGGGACAAUUCCAUAAUAGUAGUAAAUAAACUUUUAUUCUCUUAUCGAGCAGACCUAUCGAGUAGGGAUGCAUCGCUCAACCAACCUAUUCAUUAUGCUGCUUUUCAUGGCCACUACGACAUAAUACUUAAGUUACUGGAUUACAUGAUGGAACGCAAAGGAUACAUAGAGAUGUCUGUGAAUAGCAAACACGAAACACCGUUGUUCUUAGCUUCAAGAGAAGGGCAUACAAGGCUAGUAGCUUUGCUGUUACAGGUUGGAGUCGAAAGUGUUCAGCCUGACAUGUAUGGAAGGACUGCUUUGCACCGCAGUGCCGGUAGAUGGCACCCAAUAAUAGUGAAACUACUUCGACAAGCCCUUUUAAAUAAAGAAAAGGAAGAUAAGUGGGGCUUUACUGCAUUAAACUACGCUGCUUCUUGGAAAGGCCAUGAAAAAAUUAUAGGAUAUCUUUCGUCUACUCUUCUAGACAUUACAUUGUCUUAUUAUUUCAACAAUUCAAAUCCUUUUCUAUAUAAUUUGGAAGAACAAACUAUUCUAUAUGUAAAAAAAAUACAUCAUAUAAAAUUGGGAUCUCCUUAUUCUUUUAAGUCAAACAUUCAAAUUGUUGAAAUCAACUAAUUAAUAUCUGAUCAAAGUACUGGUACUGGUGGGGGGACUUAGUCCGGCAAGUGGGCCUAUUGGUCGUUUUUGCUAAUCCCGGAGUUUGAUACUACCAAUGGUUGUCUAUUGUACCUGUAUUCUGUCUCUAACCUUUUUAGUUCUUCUAAUGAAGUUCAAAAGGUUGGACCAUUUAAUGGAGGCAGCUUUGCAUCUUGGAUUCUGUCUGCUCCCAGGAGUCUGUAUCUGAGUGACGCAAAUCGGUCACAUUCCGUUAUGAAGUGGAGGGCAGUUUCAGGUGCACUUCUGCAGAGAUUACAGAGCUCAUCAUCCACUAUCCCACAGAUCUUUAAGUGUCUUUUAAGUCUGCAGUGGCCUGUUAGUACUCCGACGAUGAGUCGGAUUUCUUUCCUAGUUAGGCCCAGCAGCCAGUUUGUUGUGGAGGGAGAGGGGCUUUUAAUAAAUCUGAUCAAAGUAAUUUUGUAAUGGUAAUUUACUAUUGUCUGAUUAAAAUUUCAUAAAAUUCCAUUCCUCUUAAUUGAUGUUCCAUAAAAUCGUCCUUUUCCUCUAAAAAGUUUACAUUUUUAUUAAUUAUGAUAAGGCCUAAAGAGUAAUCAACUGGUUCUUUGCUUCCAUCUUACAGACAAGUGCUAUUUAUUUUAUUAAUGGGUUAUUUCCUGGCACUCAUUGGAGUACAUUUAUUGACUAGUACACGUUCUACAUCACAGAAUCCACAACUCAUAUGGAGUAUAGUGGAAAGUACGUGCGACACUUACUGAUCUUCAAUACAUCAUAUCGUGAAACGUAAAUAUAUUUGAUUUUUUAAUAUGAUGUAGAGAUGGUUGACCGUGGUAUAAUAUGAGAAGUUGGUCGGGGGAGUACUGUCAAAUAAAUACUAAAUUUUUAAAAAAAUAGUAUUUUUAAUUGUUUCGCCUUUAUCAUAACCUUGUUUACAUUUAUACUUACAUUAUCUUA